Messenger RNA from Pararge aegeria (speckled wood butterfly), 2355 nucleotides. RefSeq names its product protein PTCD3 homolog, mitochondrial. Gene Ontology annotation, molecular function: ribosomal small subunit binding; protein binding; rRNA binding. The transcript has 16 exons. The record is from RefSeq and is a predicted model, not a curated record. Gene Ontology annotation, biological process: mitochondrial translation. Gene Ontology annotation, cellular component: mitochondrion. Lineage: Eukaryota; Metazoa; Arthropoda; Insecta; Lepidoptera; Nymphalidae. Bases 149 to 2296 code for a protein of 715 amino acids.
CAGUUGACACUUGACUGUGAAAUUUUGAAGUAACUAUAAAAUUUAAGGUUAUGGUUGAAGUUGUAGUUAUAAACUUUUAAAUUUAAUUAAUAGCUAGUUGAACUUUUUCAAUCUAAUAAGACAAAUAGUAUUACUGGAGUGAAUCCAAAUGUAUUCCAACAUAGUUGCAUCGAGACAGUGGGCUCGACUGGCUUGUUUCUGCCGUUAUGUAUCUACGAUAGAAGGGCAGACGCUCCCGCAGGCAGGGAAGUCAAGUGACGGAAUUUCACCUCCUCCGCGCAUCAGCAGAAGUCCUACAGAUAUAUUGCAAGCUUUAGCCGCAACAGUUGGCACUGACCCUACCGCAGCACAUUACAAAUAUCAUGAUGAUCCAUAUUUAAUCCCUCAAUCAAACUAUCGUAAGAGAGCAUACGCUUUGUCAGCGGAGGCAGGAAGGAAAGCAGCAGCAUGGAUAAGAGAUGAGCAUGCAGAAUUGUUUACAAUGAGGGAAUGGGACCCACCUAUGAAGAUGAAGACACCAUACUUUAAUGCUGAUCCACAGAUUGAAGCAUUCGCUCCUAAACCUAUUUAUAAUGAUGAAAGUAAGGUAACAGAAGAAGACUUAAGAUACACAAUCGAAAAUGCACUUCUAGAAGAUUCAAUUAAAGUGUUUGAGCUUCUUGGUGGAGUUAACAAUUUAGAUGAUCAGCUGAAGCUGUCUCUAUUGCAAUUGUUGUGCUUUUAUAAUGAGAAAGAACCAGUUUCUAUGGAGUGGGUAGAGGAGAGAUGGUUUUCGGCUGCAACAAGGGACAGACAUGCUGCAACAUGGAGAGUCGGUGGUCUUGCUGAAAAAAUCUUCACAGCUAUGGAUCCCAAAACCCCGGAAGCAUACUGCUGUAUAAUACAAGGAAUGGCUAAAUAUUUUCAGGCAGAGCGAGCUCAUGUUUUUGCACAAGAGGCGAGGGAAAAAGGCAUACAGCUAUCUACAACCGUUUAUAAUUCGCUGUUGGGCUGCGUUGGGUUCCUGAAAGAAGGGGUUAAUCUACGAAUUGAGGCGCUAAAAGGUUUAUUGCAUGAAAUGAAUGAACAAGGAUUGUCACCAAACUCCGAGACAAUGUCUGCAUGUCUUAGGUCCAUAUCGUCCUGGGGCGGCGGUAAAAUGCUGCAAACGACAGCUCUGCAGAUUGUAUCCGAGUUUAGACUACUGGGCAUCGAGCCCACCCUAUCCGCAUAUUACUAUCUGCUGUGCUUGUUUUGUAAAGAACAGGGCCCACGUAUCGACAUCCUCACAAAUAUAAUAGCGGAUCUAGAAAAGAGGGAAUCCAUAAAAGCAACUCAAGCAACUGAUACUAACUUCUUCAUUACUGCCAUGGGAGUUUGCAGUGAUCAUUUACAGGAUGUUAACCUAGCGGAGCGGGUACACGCCUUACUGAUGAAAGAUGACAACUACCAGUUAGUGGGCGAUGCAUACAAAGAGAGCAUUUACUACAGGCACCUUGUCACCGUUUCUUGCAAGUAUGCUCCUUUCGAGAAAACAACAGAAUUAUUGGACACUCUGGUGCCUAAUAUUUAUGUUCCGGAGCCGACUGUGAUGGAGGAGAUAAUAAGGACAUUGGAAGUGGGAGGAGCUGGGGCUAGAUUGGCGGAAGCCUGGUCUCAACUGGUGGUGUUCGGGCAUGCAAAGCGCAUCAAGCUUGUUGAAAAAUUACUCUCGGCAUUCUGCAAUUGUUACUCAUAUCAAGAGGAAGAAGUAAAAGCGAUGAUACGCAACGCGGCUGCAGAUAUAUUGAAAUACGGGCAACUUAUGGAAGAAAGAGAGGAAAACAGUGAUCGGCGCUCACCAUCUCAGAAACUAUCAGCAACCGCGCUAGCAAACAUAGUAGAGCUGUGUUCGGAUACAUCAGACAUAUUAGACCCCAACUGGAAUAUAGUAGAAGACGCGAUACAGCGUUUAAAGAACGAGCAAGCCGCAGGUGUGCCCGCAAAACCACAAGUGCUAGCGGACGUCGCUCAAAAAGCCGCAACUGUUGGCAAACCCGAAUUGGCUGCCCUCGCAGUAAACUACCUAGCGGAAUGUGGUUUCGAAGAAGCAACUUCGGCUAGCCUCAAAACUUUAGGCGUGAUGCUGAACCGUCCCGUUGAAGAAGUCGAAACGUUACUGCAAGAGCAGAAAUCUUCCCUCGCCACGUCACUCCACCCUUCUGCAUUGGCUGUGGCUCAGGCGUAUCACAUAGCCAAAUCAGGAGCAACGUUACGAGACUCUGAAUCCUCCACGAGUUCGGAAAGCGACAGCGAAUCGUCAUCUGACAGUGAAUAGUCAAUGUGUUAGUCAUAUUAUUUAGUUUAUAUAGUAUUAAUAAAUUGCAUUUAGUUAUA